This is a messenger RNA of Cavenderia fasciculata, 813 nucleotides long. RefSeq lists its product as uncharacterized. Bases 1 to 813 code for a protein of 270 amino acids. NCBI's taxonomy places the organism in Eukaryota, Evosea, Eumycetozoa, Acytosteliales, Cavenderiaceae. The record is from RefSeq and is a predicted model, not a curated record. The transcript is spliced from 5 exons.
AUGUAUCAAUCAAUUCAAAGGUUCCCUCUCUCAGAGAUGAUUCAUUGGAUAUUGAAACUUGUAACAUUCUUUUGUAUCUUGCUGAAAAGAAUAAAAACAUUAGUAUAUACUUCUGAAGCUGUAGUUUGCAUUGUCAAGGUUGGAGGUGAAUCAACACAGAGUGUAACCAGUUUACCAAUUCUUACAAAAUGUAUUGAAGAAUUUUUGAAUACGAAAAAGCGAGAAUGGAAUAUAGAACUCAAUGUCCCAGAAAUCACUAGCAAACUUGCUACAAACGCAUUCAAUCCCGAAAGUAUCAAAAGCGAUGCCUGUACUCCAGAUUUAUUAGUUAGUAUUGGAAUACCUGCUAUGAUAGCCGCAGAGUUGAAGCGGUUCUACUCCCCUGCACCUGAAUCGGCACCCUCCACCUCAACGACCACAACGACCACAACAUCUCCAAAUGAACAAUAUCCUUCCACAAUUCCAAACAACCAAUCUGCAAGUACAACAACAACAACAUCAUCGACGCGUGGACCACAGUUAACAAUCUUGAGACAGCCAACAGUCUAUGCAUAUAGUUCUCCGGUUCCAUCCCCUUCCUCAUCGGAAACAGGUCAUAUAUUAGGUCGAUCAAUGGUUGGUACUAUCAUGUUUCCAAAUAUAGAACACAUCAAAAGAGUACACACUGAUGAUUUAAAGAAUUAUCAUUUCAACAAAAGGAAGGGCAAACCUGACAAUGUAAAAUUAGGUAAUGAUAUUGGGAAUAUAUCAUUUGAAGGAUACAAUCAAAAUGCAACCAUACACAAAUUAAAAAAGGUAGAGGGAUUUAAUUAA